This is a messenger RNA of Sebastes umbrosus (honeycomb rockfish), 3761 nucleotides long. RefSeq names its product NLR family CARD domain-containing protein 3-like. Bases 171 to 3236 code for a protein of 1021 amino acids. Gene Ontology annotation, molecular function: protein binding. The transcript is spliced from 12 exons. The record is from RefSeq and is a predicted model, not a curated record. NCBI's taxonomy places the organism in Eukaryota, Metazoa, Chordata, Actinopteri, Perciformes, Sebastidae.
UCCUCCCUGUGGACUGUAGAGGAGAGAAAUGUUAGAAUGAACUCAACAGUUUGAUUCUUCUGUGAACACAAAGUUAUGACUGGCUGAAUAAUCCUCAUUAAACCUGCUGUAACCCAAGAAAACAAUCAGAGAUUUAAAGAGAACUGACCAGACUGACUUAAGAUCAGAAGAUGAGUGAUUGUGUGGAGGAAGAGGAGGACAGAGCAGACUGUCUGUCUAUGAAGAGUGACCGGUCCAGAGGUCGUCCUCCACACUUCAGUAAUGAACCUGGACCCUCAGAGUCAAAAGUUCAGUACAGACAGAGAGCAGAGUCUCCAGCACCCAGCUGUCUGUCUAUGAAGAGUGACCGGUCCAAAGGUCGUCCUCCAUACUUCAGUAAUGAACCUGGACCCUCAGAGUCAAAAGAGAAGAAGAGGAGUCAUGCUUCUAUGGAGGAGCUGAUGUCCAGAUCCAGAACAAGACCUGGACUGCAGACAGCCAGUCAGACCAGCACUGUACAAAGUAAGGCUGUUGUAGAUGAACAUAAGAUCAGUCUGAAGAAGAGAUUUGAAUGUGUGACUGAAGGAAGUGAUGAAACAGGAAGUGGAACCCUCCUCAAUAGGAUCUACACUGAGCUCUGCAUCACAGAGGGACAGAGUGAAGAGGUUAAUACCCAACAUGAGGUGAUGCAGCUUGAGACAGUUUCCAAGAUGAAGACCCUCCAUGACACUCCAAUCAAGUGCCAGGACAUCUUUAAAGCCUUACCUGACCAACAGGGACACAUCAGAGUCGUUCUGACGAACGGCGUCUCUGGCGUUGGAAAAACCUUCUCAGUGCAGAAGUUCACUCUGGACUGGGCAGAGGGCUGGGAAAACCAAGAUGUCAGUCUGGUGAUUCUGCUUUCGUUCAGGGAGCUGAACUUGAUCAGAGAUGAGCAGUACAGUCUUCUCAUGCUGCUCCAUGUUUUCCAUCCAACAUUACAGAAGGUCACAGCAGAGAAGCUCGCUGUCUGUAAAGUUCUGUUCAUCUUUGACGGCCUGGAUGAAAGCAGACUUUCACUGGAUUUCCACAACAAUGAGGUUUUGUCUGAUGUCACCCAGAAGUCAUCAGUCAACAUGCUGUUGACAAACCUCAUCCAGGGGAAUCUGCUUCCCUCAGCUCUCGUCUGGAUAACUUCCCGACCUGCAGCAGCCAAUCAGAUCCCUCCUGCAUGUGUUGACAGGGUAACAGAAGUACGAGGCUUCACUGACGCCCAGAAGGAGGAGUACUUCAGGAGGAGAUUCAGUGAUGAAGAGCUGUCCAGCAGAAUCAUCUCACACAUCAAGACAUCCAGGAGCCUCCACAUCAUGUGUCUAAUCCCAGUCUUCUGCUGGAUCACUGCUACAGUUCUGGACCACAUGUUGACUACAGACCAGAGAGGAGAGCUGCCCAAGACCCUGACUGACAUGUACUCACACUUCCUGGUGGUUCAGACAAAGAGGAAGAAGCAGAAGUAUGGUGAGGGACAUGAGACGAGUCCACAGGAGCUGACGGAGGCUGACAGGGAAGUUCUUCUGAAGCUGGGGAGGCUGGCGUUUGAACAGCUGGAGAAAGGAAACAUCAUGUUCUACCAAGAAGACCUGGAGCGGUGUGGUCUGGAUGUCACAGAGGCCUCGGUGUACUCAGGAGUUUGUACAGAGAUCUUCAAGAGAGAGUGUGUGAUCUUCCAGAAAACAGUCUACUGCUUUGUUCAUCUGAGCAUUCAGGAGUUUCUGGCUGCAGUCUACAUGUUCCACUGUUACACAAACAGGAACACAGAGGUACUGGAGGACUUCCUGGGAGAAGACUACAAGCACAGAGAGUUAUACCCAAAGUCUUUUUUCAAGAACAUCUCAAAGUAUUUUGGAAACAGUGAUAGUCGUGGCCCAUCUCUGGAUGUCUUCCUGAAGAGAGCCAUGGAGAAAUCCCUUGAAAGUAAAAAUGGCCACCUGGACCUGUUUGUUCGUUUCCUUCAUGGCCUCUCUCUGGAGUCCAACCAGAGGCUCUUAGGAGGUCUGCUGGGUCAGACAGAAAACAGUCCAGAAACCAUCCAGAGAAUCAUCAACAACCUGAAGGAGAUGAACAGAGAUCAUAUCUCUCCUGACAGAAGUAUCAACAUCUUCCACUGUCUGACGGAGAUGAACGACCAGUCGGUACAUCAGGAGAUCCAAGAGUUCCUGAAGUCAGAGAACAGAUCAGAGAAGGAACUCUCUGAGAUCCACUGCUCAGCUCUGGCCUACAUGCUGCAGAUGUCAGAGGAGGUUCUGGAUGAGUUGGACCUGGGGAAGUACAACACAACAGACGAGGGACGACUGAGACUGAUUCCAGCUGUGAGGAACUGCAGAAAAGCUCAACUUUCUAAAUGUGGACUCUCAGAUACUCACUGUGAAGUUGUGGCCUCAGCUCUGAAGUCCAACCCCUCCCAUCUGAGAGAGCUGAACCUGAGUAACAACCACAACAUGCAGGAUUCAGGAGUGAAGCUUCUGUCUGCUGGACUCGAGAGUCCAAACUGUAGACUGGAGAAACUGAGAUUGAUGAGGUGCAGGUUGUCAGAGAUCAGCUGUGCUUCUCUGGCCUCAGCUCUGAAGUCCAACCCCUCCCAUCUGAGAGAGCUGAAGCUGAUUGGAAACGAGCUGCAGGAUUCAGGAGUGAAGCUUCUGUGUGGUUUUCUGGAGAGUCCAAACUGUAGACUGAAGACUCUGGGAUUGAAUAGCUGCAGGUUGUCAGAGAUCAGCUGUGCUUCUCUGGCCUCAGCUCUGAAGUCCAACCUCUCCCAUCUGAGAGAGCUGGAGCUGAGUAACAACGACCUGCAGGAUUCAGGAGGGAAGCUCUUGAGUGGUUUUCUGGAGAGUCCACACUGUAGACUGGAUACUCUGAGAUUGGGGGACUGCAGGUUGUCAGAGAUCAGCUGUGCUUCUCUGGUCUCAGCUCUGAAGUCCAACCCCUCCCAUCUGAGAUACCUGGAGCUGAGGAACAACGAGCUGCAGGAUUCAGGAGUGAAGCUUCUGUGUGGUUUUCUGGAGAAUCCACACUGUAGACUGGAGUCUCUGGGAUUGAGGAGCUGCAGGUUGUCAGAGAUCAGCUGUGCUUCUCUGGUCUCAGCUCUGAAGUCCAACCCCUCCCAUCUGAGAGAGCUGGAUCUGAGUGGAAACAAGCUGCAGGAUUCAGAUGUGAAGCUGCUGUCUGAUCUUGUGAAGAGUCCAAACUGUAGACUGGAGACUCUGAGAUGGAAGGAGUGAUCUCUGUCAGAGUCUGAGUGAUCAGAAAAGUGGAUGUGUUGAGAGGAUCAGCCGUGUCCUGAUGAUCCACAGAGGUUCACCACCUGGACCUGGAUCUUAUUAACUCUUUUUUUUUUGUUCAUUCAUAUAUUCUGAACCCAAAGUGCCUCUGCAGAAUAGUUCAGUUUAUGACAACAUAACUGUAGAUGAACACAUUUAAAUAGAUCUUUCUGCUUUGCUUUGUGUUGCAGCUCCACUCUGUGGAACGAUUGAGUUUUGCUGUUUAUUUCCACAUAUUUCUAAAUAACAGUGGAAGUUAAUAAAGUUACCCUAUUAAAACCAAGCCCUCAGGAAGAGCGCCCUCCACACCUUCGUGGGAUGGUGCAGAGGGUACAGAGCCGCUUCAACCACCACCCCCCCGAAGCCCGCAGCAGAGUAGAGCAGGUCUAGCAUAAUGAAGGUGCAAUGGAGGUGCCUGCUAUUUAAAGAGCGGGUCCAUUAUUAUUAUUAUUUAGAUUUUUUCUAGGUGUGUGUUCCUUAUAUCAA